GCGUCUUAAAUUUAUAAAUAUUUUAAACUACAUAUGUAAAUAGUAUAAAGAUGGAAAAUAAUAAAAAAACUAAAGCUACUUGGUUACCAGCAGCGGAUGACGCCUUCGUUGAUUUGUGGGAGGAAAAAGCCAGCGAACUACGCGGUCCGCGAAAGAAUUAGCACAUUUAUGCGGAAAUGGUGCAGUCGCUGGCAGCUUUCGCGGCCGGAAUCCGCCCAAUUGAUGUGAAAUAUAAAAUACGUAAUUUUACUAUGAAAUAUAGAAAAUGCAAAGCAGGCCAAGGAACCGGUUGCUCUCCUGCUACUUGGAAGCAUUAUGAAAGAGUGCAUCGCAUUAUAGGAAACGACCGAAUAAAUAAUGUUGAUGCUGUCGUGGUGGAUAGUAUAACAGCUAUGCCGCCUACGUCGCCAAUUUCGCCUUCAUGCUCUUCACUUCCAGUUGAUUCGUCCCCUACAUUUUCGGCAUCAUCGUCUCCAGCCCUCAGCGAAGUCUCCACACCUGCAACAAAAACAAAAAAUCAGAAAAUAAGCGAGUUAAACGAAACCAUUAAAACAGCCAUGGCAGAAAACAAUAAAUUAACUGCAGAGCUGAUUGAAAUUGAGAAGAAAAAGGUAGCUGCAAUCGAGAUAUUGUCCCAAAGCGUCGUUAGCUUCUUGGAGCGAAACUAAUUAAAAAUCGCUGGUGCACUCAUAGUGUCUUCAUAUGUAUCAAGGUGUAUUUCAC
Messenger RNA from Rhagoletis zephyria (snowberry fruit fly), 723 nucleotides. RefSeq lists its product as uncharacterized. NCBI's taxonomy places the organism in Eukaryota, Metazoa, Arthropoda, Insecta, Diptera, Tephritidae. The record is from RefSeq and is a predicted model, not a curated record.